Molecule: messenger RNA, 594 nt
Organism: Macrobrachium nipponense
Lineage: Eukaryota; Metazoa; Arthropoda; Malacostraca; Decapoda; Palaemonidae
Exons: 3
Coding region: 1-594 (197 amino acids)
Source: RefSeq, a predicted model, not a curated record
AUGGAGUCGGAGCAUGAGAAAAAGAACACGGAAAAAACUGAAGAAUAUUUAGACACCAUCCUCCAAAAUGAAGCCGAAGGGGCGGCUGAUGAAGAGGAACAAGAAGGAGAGGAGGAACAGGAAGGAGAAGAUGAACGAGAUGGAGAAGAGGCCCCGCAAUUCGCUGAAGCUCGGCAACUGGCUGCAGCCGGCCAAGAAAAAACCGCACUUAGAAUGACAAGGAGAACGAAACACCUCUUAAGUGCCCUACAAGUGGGUGACAACGCGACGCUGAAAGUUCCCGACUUUGAUCGUGGGCCGAGUGACAGCUGGAACCUCAUGGUUGUGGUACUGCUGAGAGACGAGGACCUGUACCAGGUAGGCUGCAGAGAAGGACGCAUAACCACCCGGUGCACGGCAGCUGACAUAGACCCCGUUAAGGAGAAGCUCCUCACCCCAGAUGAGGUUCCUGACGUUGAAAUGGCUUUGAGAACCGCUGUAACCAGGUACACAGGAGGCCAAGGUUGCUUCAGCAAAGGCUUUGUUAAGGAUAUAGAGGAUCAGUUAUGUGGCUGGAAAAAGGAAAGUUACCGGGAGACGAUGCGGUUACAAUAA